Emericellopsis cladophorae is the source of this 1314-nucleotide messenger RNA. RefSeq lists its product as uncharacterized. The transcript is spliced from 2 exons. Gene Ontology annotation, cellular component: nucleus. The coding region runs from base 1 to 1314 and encodes 437 amino acids. The record is from RefSeq and is a predicted model, not a curated record. Lineage: Eukaryota; Fungi; Ascomycota; Sordariomycetes; Hypocreales; Bionectriaceae.
AUGGCGCCCUCGAAGAAGGAACUAGAAGAAGCCCUCAUUGCUGCGACCUGCAGUGUCUUCGCUGCGGACCCAGAGACCACGACUGUCAACAAAGUACGGAAACAAGCUGAGGAAGACAAUGAUCUCGAGGAUGGCUUCUUCCGGAAUGAGCAAUGGAAAGGAAGAAGCAAAGAACUCAUCACAGAAUAUGUGGAUAAGUUGAUGAAUGGCUGGCAGCCGGACAGCAAGGCCUCAAAACGGCCGAGCGAUGAUGUCGCGAGUUCAGAGCCAAAGAGAAGGAAGAAGAGUGCGCCAAAGAAGACGUCCAAAAGCAAGGUAGCAAAAGAAGAUGCAAAGCCGAAGAACAAGGCGGGCCGACCAAAAAAGAAAAUUGUGGACAGUGAGGACGACGAGAGCGACAUGGAUGAGGACGAUGAGGACGACAAUGAUGAAGUCGUCAAGCCACAGACGAAGAUCGCCAGACGGAAGAAAGUCGUGGAUGACGAUGAAGAAGAGGCGGAUGAGCCCAGCACAAAACCCAAGCCUGCGCCUCGGCAACUGAAAGCAAAAGCUACCUCACACACGGAGGACAACGAAGAUGACAUGGAGCAGGACUCCCCGGCAGCCGAGGACAGAGACCCCGCGAAGGAGGAAAAUGAGGCCAAGGCGGCUGCUGACAGCGACAAUGAGUCCGAAAUGUCUGUGCUCAUCGAUGAAGAGCCCGCCACAGCCACACGUCGUGUUUCCAAGUCCCAAUCUGCCCCGAAAGAGAAGAAACCCAAGAAAGAAGCAAAGAAGAGUGCACCGAAAGCCAGCGACACCGCUGACGACCCGGACACGGCGGAGAUCAAGAAACUGCAGGGUCACCUGGUCAAGUGCGGUGUCCGGAAGCUUUGGCAUAACGAGCUCAAGUCCUAUGGGGACAAUUCGCGCGCCAAGAUUAAGCACCUGAGGGGCAUGUUGGACGAUGUCGGCAUGACGGGGCGUUUCUCGGAAGCCAAGGCCCGAGAAAUUAAGGAGAGGCGGGAGCUGCUGGCUGACCUGGAGAGUGCCCAAGAGAUGAACAAGCUCUGGGGAAGCUCGCGUGGCGCGAGGAGCUCAAGGGCCAAGCCGAAAAGUUUGAGAAAAGACAGUGAUACCGAGAAGCAAGGCAAAAGUCAUGACGAAAAGGGUGAUGGCGAUGAAGAAGAAGCAGGAGAGGAGGAGGAGGAGGAGGAGGAGGAGGAGGAAGAACAAGAAGAAGAAGAAGACGACGAAGAGCAAAGCUUUGCGGCCAGAAAAAGGAGGGCACAGGCCGACCUGGCAUUUCUAGGAGAUGAAAGUGAUUCGGAUUGA